Messenger RNA from Pocillopora meandrina, 5164 nucleotides. The record is from the annotation of a GenBank genome assembly. NCBI's taxonomy places the organism in Eukaryota, Metazoa, Cnidaria, Anthozoa, Scleractinia, Pocilloporidae.
AUGGCUGAAGCAGUCAAGGUGAUUGUUCGUUGUCGGCCUCUCAACCAGCGUGAAAAGGACUUGAAUUGUGAGGUUGUGGUUCAGAUGGAUUCCUCUACAGGGCAGUGUGCUUUAAGCAAACCUGGAGAUAAGACACAGCCACCAAAAACUUUUACGUUUGAUGGUGCAUACUAUAUCGACUCUACUACUGAGACCAUAUACAAUGACAUCUGUUUCCCACUGGUCGACGGAGUGUUAGAGGGAUACAAUGGUACUGUGUUUGCCUAUGGUCAGACAGGAUGCGGAAAGUCAUUCAGUAUGCAAGGUAUAACUGACCCUCCCACUCAAAGAGGUGUUAUCCCACGCGCAUUUGAACAUAUUUUUGACAGCAUUCAAGUUGCAGAGAAUACCAAGUUCUUAGUUCAUGCCUCUUAUUUGGAGAUUUACAAUGAAGAAAUCAGGGAUCUUCUUGGAAAGGACCAUAAAACAAAGCUGGAACUUAAGGAACAUCCUGAUAGAGGGGUCUAUGUCAAGGAUCUUACCAUGAACCCUGUGAAUAGUGUGCCUGAAAUGGAGAAGGUUAUGGACCUUGGAAGUAAGAACCGUUCAGUAGGUGCUACUCUAAUGAAUGCCGACUCAUCAAGAUCCCAUUCAAUUUUUACCAUAAACAUAGAGAUUAUGGAGACAGCUGAUGAGAAGGGAGACCACAUUAGAGCUGGUAAACUCAACCUUGUUGACUUGGCUGGGAGUGAGAGACAAUCUAAAACUGGCGCUACAGGAGACCGGCUGAAGGAAGCCACAAAGAUUAAUCUGUCACUUUCAGCUUUGGGAAAUGUUAUAUCUGCUUUGGUUGAUGGAAAGUCAACCCACAUUCCAUAUCGGGAUUCCAAGUUAACCAGACUGCUUCAAGUAAGUAUAUUGUGAUUUCUGUCAAGCCAAAGUAUCUAUCCUCUGAGCAGAGUUCUUUUGAUCUUAGAAGAUAUUGGAAAGCUCUAGACUUUGAUGAGUGUGCUCUACACUUUAAAAAGUUUUAGGGAAUGUGAAAGGCAACUUUUCCUUUGCAACCCCAGUAGCACACAUGUGCCUCAUUAUGUUUUUUUUCUGAAGUAUAAAGUGAAAAUAUUGCCAAUUCUACUUGAUGGGUGGCAUCAUUUGCAUUUGGAAAUAAUCACCAGUUGGCUGGUAUCUAAUUAUUCAUGCUCCAAAGUGGAGGGAGGCACUUGGAGAAUCAAGUGUCAUGCACAUGGAUGCAUCAAUAUAACUCUAAAUAGGGCUUACCCCUUUGCCUCCCAGAAGUGAUUAACGUGUAAAUUCUCCUUGUAAAUUCAAUACAUUAUCUACUACUCAGGUAAUGAGAAUACUCAAAUUUAUCAUGUACAAGUUGUUGUUUUUCUCCAACACCAAAUUCUUGUAAUUGAUUUACAAGGAAAUGUGAAGCAGCUAGAGGGGAGAAUUAACAAUCAGAUCUUGGGAGUUAAAGGGUUAACUGGGAAUCUGUUGAUAUGGAGUCCACUUAGUGACUGUGUCUCCUGCAAAAUUCAUGUUAGUUAUUUAAAAUCCCUUUGUGCAAGGUCAUUUCAUCAAUGGUCAAACCUAAUGGAAUCAUUGAUAGAGAAAAAUGUUUUGACCUUUUUAGGAUUCCUUGGGUGGAAACACCAAGACAUUGAUGGUUGCCUGUCUAAGUCCUGCAGACAACAACUACGAUGAAACUCUGAGUACCUUGCGCUAUGCAAAUCGUGCAAAGAAUAUUAAGAAUAAACCUAAGAUCAAUGAAGAUCCAAAAGAUGCACUUCUAAGGGAAUACCAAGAGGAAAUCCAGAAACUUAAAGCAAUGUUGAUGGGGCAGAUGGAAAUUCCAACUGAUUUUGCAACUGGUAAGGACAAUUUAAAGUUGACUUUGAACGUUGCCAUAACAGUUUAUAUUUAAUGUAAGUAUAUAACCUCUUGUGUAUGAACUUUAGCAGGAGGCCAGCCCUCUGUUCCCGCCCGUCGUAUAGAUGCACCACCACAGGAUCACACUGCCGUUGUGGCCAGGGAAACUGAAAAUCUCAGGAAAGAGUAUGAGGCAAAGCUGGCUGAGAUGAAGUCAUCUUAUGAAGCAGAACUUAUGUCCAAACAGAAGCUUCAAGAAGAAAUGGAACAACUACAAAAUGAUUUCAACAACAAGGUACACAAUGUUGAGGAACAAUACAGUGGCAAGACUGCUUUGACAUCAGUCACCCCAGGAGGGAUGGGGACAGGUGGCCAACAGGAAGAGGGUGCUAUUGGUAUGAUUGCCUCGGCAAAUGAGAUGGUGGGUAUUUAUAGUUACUUAUGAGGGCUACCAAACAGUGGGGCAGCUGUAGUUUGGUUUACUGUUGACAGAAAUGUAAUGUCCUGAUUAAUUGUGGUCACCAUGCUUGUUCAAGAGCUAAUGACCAUCACACUUCAUCACCUGGUCCAUUGACUGAAAAAUAAUACCAUGUUCUUGGAUGCAUGCACGUUUAUCUGCCUGAUAAUGUGAUUUUAAUGCACUGUACAGGGUGUGCAAUGUUAUACUGGUUGGUGGGACAAAUGUUACCCUUUAUUCCUGCAAGAGGUUUUAGCCAGAUAGUUACCUAAAUUCUCAGCCCAGUCUGUUUUCCCUUUGCUUGCAUUCCAUCCACAUAAGUGUUUUUGUUUGUUGUUGUGUCUUUCUGUUUGUCUACUGUUUUUUUCUUUGUUUCACUCUGUCUGUAUUUCUUUCCUAUAUUGGUCUGUCUGUCAAUCAUUUGUGUGUGUUCAUCCUAUUUCUGUCUAUCUUGCAUGUCUGCCCACUGUGUCUGUUUAUCUGUUUGUUGAUUCUCAGUCUGUCUUUCUGUCUGUCUGUCUGUGUAUUCUCUCUCUGCUUGCUCUAUUUCUGAAGUUGUUGUGAUCUCUGUUGAUUGUUGAACCUAAAAAAACACUCAUAUCCUCAAAGAAGGUAUUCCUCUUCCACAUUUUGUUUUUCUGUCUGCAUGUGUCUGUCUAUUCUCUGUCUGUCUGUGAGUCUCUCUGUUCACUGUGUGUCUGAUUUUCUCUGCUAGUUUGCCUGUCUAAUCUUUGUCCAUCUGUUUGUCUGUCCGUCUGUCUGUCUAUUCUCAGUCUGUCAAUCCUGUCUUUCAGUCUUUCUUGUGUCUUUUUACUGUGAGUCCUUCCAACUGUCAUGUCAGUGUGUCUAUCCAGCACCAACGCAUGUUUUACGAUGACAGACGAACACGACAUUUUAAUUAACCCUUUAUUUCCAUUGAUUCCUGCCAGGAUCAGCGUCCAAACACAGAAUUGGAUGUGAUAACAGGACCUUUACAGGGCAUGCAGGACUCUAGCCACCAUCAGAGUACGUUUCAGGCAGUUCAAGACAAGGCUAUCAAAAGCGUCCAGGAGGUAAAGAACCUAAUACCCGGACUGGAAGACUUACGCUUUUUAAGUCAAGGCCUUCCAAACGAUGUAUUGGUCAAAAGAUUGCAAGAACUUCAAGAAAAAUUUGUGGGUGGCGAGAGAAAAAAUGACCAGAAGUUAAAGGAGAAAAGAAAGGUUAGGAAAAACUAUGCUCUGUCACAAAGAGAAAAACUUGCCAAGGCAGUCAAGAAGAUGGAGGAUGAUGGCAUAAUGGUGAAGGUUUACGAUAAUUUACAGGAUGAAAUAAAAGCCAAGAACAAUGUCAUCAAUGAGAUGGAAGGGAAAUUAAAGUCUGCGCAGUCAGAGAUCGACGAUCUGCAAACUGAAUUCGAACGUGAUCGUGAAGAUUACUUGGAAACGAUUCGUAAACAAGAGCAAAUGAUUAAGCUUCAGCAACAGAUUUUAGAUAAAAUCCAGCCGUGCAUUCGCCGCGACUGUAACUAUUACAACAUUGACAGGAUUCGCUCGGAGAGCUCUUGGAACGACGAAUUAGGAAAAUGGAAUAUCCCUGAACUUGUUAUUACGAAGACGACUCUUCCAACCCCUGGGAUUAUGCCGGGUGCGGGCACCCCCGCCCGAGGCCGGAAGUCCCCCAUUAAUAGACCCCAGAUGAACAGUCAAAGCCAAGCUGUCAACGGACACGUGGGGGGAUACCCUGAGGAGCCAAGUGAAGAUCUCUUUCUGAAACAUCUUUCGCGGAGCUCUCAUGCAGACUACGCAUCGAGUUAUUUUAAACCUAAGAGAGCUGACCGCCUUUUGGCUGAGAAUACCCGGUUUGAACGAUUUGACAGACGAGAAUCACCUCCCUCAGGGGGGUCCCGCCCUCAGCUCGGAUUCCUUGGGACCGGAGGAUCCAGCGGAAACUUAAACAAUGGGGCACCCCAGGGAAGCGGUGGAAGUGUGGGAGGGAUGCCCGCUAUGGGAAGACCGGUUAGACUAGAAUCACUACACAUGCCUGGGGAAAAGGAGAAAAAGAAAAAGAAACAUAAAAAUGUGGACGAGAAAAGAAAGGACGACUGGUGAUUAAUCUAAUUGGCGUGCUAUCCAAAUUGUUAAUCUCCGAAUGUAAUCCCCUUUUUUAGGGGCAAAUAUGUUUGUUAUAUAAUUUGAUUCCUUGUAGUUCUUCAGCAGAACUGUCACAUUAGGCGGAAGUUUUAAAGUUUGACCAAAACCUCUGAAUAUCGUUGUGCGAUUUGACUUCUCUUUGUUGGAGUGUCAGGCAAACAUCGAUGAGUAGACCCCAGGAGAACCGUCUAAGAAAAAAAACACGCGUGAGAAGCUAACGAUAGACAUACACACAGAGCUAUGUAUCAGGUCUUAAACGUGCUUUUGUGCGAAAGCGCUCGAGGCAGCUUUCACAGAAUCCUGGAAAUCAGGAACUGAGAAAUUUCUUAGGAAAUUCUUAUUCAUUAGUAUUUGUUGAAGUGCUCGUAGUUAGAUAAUGUUCACUGACUUUACUUGUAAAUUGAUCGAGGGCUAGUUUUGCACAGCUUUUAAAAUUUACUAUAGAUAGUAACUUCAUUCAGCAAUGGCUGAACUUGUAAAUGAGUUAUAUAAGUUAAGUCUCUUAUUGAUAUUUUGACAAGAAAUUGUAGAAAACUUCGCCCUGAGAAAUAACGUAUUCUAUGAAGUCUUAGACUAGAUUUGUCUGUCGUAAUGGCGACUCUUACGUAAAAAGUCGGAGUGACGUGAUGCGAUUGAGAUCUCAGUGAAAUAUUUACAAAGACUUCCUUUACAUGACAAUUCGAAGUUCGGAGGUGAAAGCUCAUUUUCCGUGAAAAUGAUAUUC